AUCAUUUACACCCUAAAUACAGAACACUUAUAUAGAGAGAUCGUUACACACAAUAAAAGUUCCUCCCCCGAAAUCUUUUUCACAAUAAAACAAAAUCUCUCUCCCUGUUCACCCAGGGAGAAAAUUUUGAUUUUCCUUAAUUUCUCGUCAUCUUUCUGAUAUUUUGUUCCAUUUUUUUUUUGGUAAUAUGGAAACAAAAUAUCAGAAUGGUGAUAAACUAAUAGAGAUAGAGCAAAUAAACAAGACCAUGAAGAAGAAAAAGUUAUCACGUGGGAUGCACGUGUUCUCCGUCGUCAUGUUCAUGCUCCGUCGUCGCCGGAGGAGAAAGUCUUUCAACACCGGGUUCUGGCGGCGAGUGGUUGAGUCCGUUCGUAAAGUCCAUUCCGAAAUUACGAUAAUGCCAUCGCCCAAAUUUAUAAACACAAUCGUGCUCCCUCCGGCUCCUCCUGCGGCGACGGAGAUAGGCCAAGACGGUGGCCAUGAUGAUGAUGAUGAUAAUGAUGGUUCCGGGGAUCGUUUAUCGGAGGCUAUUGAGGUUUUCACGGCGGCUUCUUCUUCAUCAUCCUCCGGAAUCUCGGGAUAUGGAUCUGCUAUGUCUUUACGUGAUUUGGAUUGCCAUUAUGAGGAAGAUGAUGAUGAUGUUGAAUGUUAUAGCGAUGUUGAAGGAGGAGAUGAUAUGAUCGAUAUCAAGGCUGAGGAAUUCAUCGUGAGAUUCUAUGAGCAAAUGAAAAUGCAAAAUCAGGUUUAUACUGAACGUUGCAAGGCCAAAGGAAUAAUAAUGAAUCGAGUAUCUAAUUAAGAUCAGUUACAUGCAUGGAGAUUGGAUCAUGGAAAUUUGGAAAUGUCUCGUGAAUUGAUUAAUUUGGUCAGACGAAGGAUCGAUCGAUCUUGAGGUUUUCUUGAUCGAAUUUAUUUUUUGGCAUUACUUAUUACUUUUUCUUCAUUUUUGUUUUGUUAUUUGUGAGUGUGUUUCAACUAAUUAAUGAA
Molecule: messenger RNA, 987 nt
Organism: Eutrema salsugineum
Lineage: Eukaryota; Viridiplantae; Streptophyta; Magnoliopsida; Brassicales; Brassicaceae
Exons: 1
Coding region: 188-799 (203 amino acids)
Source: RefSeq, a predicted model, not a curated record